AUGAAGUUUUUACGAUACUCCUUGUUGGUCUUAAUACUAGUCGAAUUGAAUCUUGUGAUUCAAGGGACUGCCCAGUGUCAAAUAGGUUAUAAAGAUGAGUUAGGCAUAUGUUCCGGAUCGAAUGUGGACGAUUCAUUGAAAGAUCUCAAAAUAGCUCAAGGUCUUGCUAUAUUGAACCCGAAUAGUCAAACUAGACAAUGCGUUGGUGUAUUUUCGAGUUACGCAUGCGCUAUAACAUAUCCAAAAUGUACAACAGAUCAAGCUUCAUUACAACCAUUAUGUACAUCAACAUGUACAAAUGUUUUAAGUGCGUGUGCCUCUCUGACAGAUCCGAUGGUUUUAAAAUAUAUAAUUGGAUCACCAUUAUUCCCAACGAACACAACCUGCUCGUCAGGAAAUAUUACCGCCACGACCACUUUAAAAAUCCAACCUGAUCAAUGCAAUUCGGAACUACAAGUAAAAUCGGCUUCCACGUGUUUCGCACCGCUAGUAGAAGACACAGCGUACACCAUUGACAAAACAAAGACUCUAAGUACCGAUUAUUGUUUAAACGGGUGUUGUCUUCCUUGUCCUCAAUCGUAUUUCUUGUAUCCUUCGGGAUAUUUAGAAAGAGGAUUUCUUGCAACACAGAUCGUUAGAGCCAUUUCAGCCGUUGCUUCAUUCAUAAUGUUUAUUUCUUAUUUGGUGUUACCUGGAAAAAGGGCACACCCAAGUAUUCUCAUAUUAUUUGCGUCACUAGCAAUUUUCCUAUAUUCGUCAAACGUAUUUUUCUCUCUUGGGAACCCGCAAAAGAUCCAAUGCACGAGCAAUGUAGAACCCAGUACUCAGGAGAAUAGCGCGACAUGUGGCUUUCAAG
This is a messenger RNA of Racocetra persica, 856 nucleotides long. Lineage: Eukaryota; Fungi; Glomeromycota; Glomeromycetes; Diversisporales; Gigasporaceae. The record is from the annotation of a GenBank genome assembly.